Messenger RNA from Lactuca sativa (garden lettuce), 1756 nucleotides. Its product is annotated as myb-related protein 306. The record is from RefSeq and is a predicted model, not a curated record. NCBI's taxonomy places the organism in Eukaryota, Viridiplantae, Streptophyta, Magnoliopsida, Asterales, Asteraceae. Gene Ontology annotation, biological process: response to auxin.
GGUUUAUGAGUUGUGUGUGUGAGAGAGAGAGUAAAGUCACUUCCUUUUUACCUCUUUUCAACCCCUAUCUUUGGUCAGCGUUUGAAAUCACCACCACCACCACCGUCUCUCUCUCUUUCUUCCGUCUAUAUAUUGUUUGGAAAGGGAUACCCCUAGGAAAAGACCUUUGUCUUGCCGUUUAUCCUAGGUUGAAAGAAGAAGAAGCCAUCUCAUUUGUCAGCUACAAACACAAACUGAGUGUGCGAAAAAUUAAAAAGUCAUACAGAAAGAAGAUCGUCAUCAACACAAAGUUAAGCAGUUUAUUCACAAUCUAAAGAAGGAAGAUUGCAAUGGGAAGGCCACCUUGUUGUGACAAAGUAGGAGUGAAGAAAGGGCCAUGGACUCCAGAAGAAGAUAUAAUCCUUGUAUCUUAUAUUCAAGAACAUGGUCCUGGUAACUGGAGAUCUGUUCCUACCAAUACCGGUUUGCUAAGAUGCAGUAAAAGUUGCAGACUUAGAUGGACGAAUUAUCUCCGGCCAGGUAUCAAACGCGGCAACUUCACCGAUCAAGAGGAGAAGAUGAUCAUCCAUCUGCAAGCCCUUCUUGGUAACAGAUGGGCAGCAAUAGCUUCUUAUCUUCCACAAAGAACAGAUAACGAUAUCAAGAAUUACUGGAACACCCAUCUGAAGAAGAAGCUUCACAAGAUCCAAGGCGACUCAUCUGACCUAGAAAACCAUCAUCGUUCAAAUGGGUCAAACUCAUCAUCAUUCUCACAAACUGCCAUGCCUAAAGGUCAAUGGGAGAGAAGGCUCCAAACUGAUAUCCACAUGGCUAAACAAGCCCUCUGUGAAGCUUUAUCUCUCGACAACAAAUCCAUCAAUCUGCCUGAAUUAUCCUCGUCUACGGUUUCAAGAAAUCCCUCAUCAAUCACUACAAACCCUAGUUCACAAAUACACCAACAAGUGGCCAUACCUCCUACACAGACAAAUCAAGGUGCAACUACUUAUGCUUCAAGUGCGGAUAACAUUGCACGAUUGCUCCCAAACUGGAUGAAGAAGCCCCAAAAAUCUUCACAGACGAGCUCGGAAAGUAUCAGCACCACUGAUCAGACUCACAACUCUUUCGAUGGGGUGCAGUUUACCAGUCCUCCGAGUGAAGGCUUUGAUAACUCACUGCAAUUUGGGCUCAACAACUACUCAAACUACAGCAAUAUUUCAGAUGGUUCUCCAUCGGUUUCGCCCGAAACAAGUUUAUUCCAAGAUGAAAGCAAACCAAACACCAAAAAUGCUCAAUUUCCUCCUCUUACUUUCCUAGAGAAAUGGCUUCUUGAUGAUGCUACUGCUCAAGUACAUGAAGAUAACCUUAUGAAUCUUUGUUUAGAAGAAACUGAUGCCUUGUUUUAACUCUUUUUUCCUCUUGAUUUGUGGGAGGUGGUGUUAAAUAUGUACUUCCAACUGUUGACGUACGUUCUCCCAGGCCAGUAAUUCAGUAGGUACUAUACAAGUUUGAAUCAAAUCUAGGGUUUCUUGUCAUUUAAUUUAAAGUAUUUUCAACCAGUGGAAGAAACUGGUUGAACAUCCUUUAGGUUUGUGUUUCUUUCUCUUUUUUGUUUUCUAGAAAGUGAAAAAGAAGUGUAAAUAGUAGUAAGCGGCAGGUUUAUAAAUUAUAAUCUACAAGUGUGUUCAUGUUCUUAGAGAAAAAUCUUUGUACUCAUGUUUGUUAAUUUGUAUUAGGCAUAUAUAAGACAAUGAUGAAUGAGAAUCAGGUUUUCGAUGAA